Siniperca chuatsi (mandarin fish) is the source of this 4726-nucleotide messenger RNA. It is a transcript of the gene phactr3b, whose product is annotated as phosphatase and actin regulator 3b. Gene Ontology annotation, molecular function: actin binding. The transcript is spliced from 9 exons. The record is from RefSeq and is a predicted model, not a curated record. NCBI's taxonomy places the organism in Eukaryota, Metazoa, Chordata, Actinopteri, Centrarchiformes, Sinipercidae. Gene Ontology annotation, biological process: actin cytoskeleton organization. The coding region runs from base 160 to 1515 and encodes 451 amino acids.
CGCGCGUUAUGGAUUUCUCCAGCACUGCUGCUUAACGGGGAUCAGGAGCUGCAGCUGCAGCAGUCCAACCACAUUAAAUCUGCUUCACCACUUGAUGCCGGUGACCUUGGCAGACGGUGAUUACGCAUUUCAGUCCUGCAUUGUGCUUUUCUGUUCACCAUGGCAUCAUCGGACGGGCUGGAUGAGGGUUGCGUGUUGCAGCGGGGGAGAUCUCAGAGUGACCCGAGCAGCAUCACCGAGGUUCGCUUGGGUGAAGCGCACAGAUCAGAUGUGAUGGACCAGCAGAGGGCGCUGCAUUCGGGUUGUUUGGUCUCAGGGGUUCGUACGCCUCCCGUCCGCCGCAACAGCAAGCUGGCCAGCCUAGGACGCAUCUUCAAGCCUUGGAAAUGGAGGAAAAAGAAAAAUGAGAAGCUGAAGCCCUCAGCAAUGGUGGAGAUGAAGGCAGCUGUACGACAGAAGAGAGAUGACCUCGUCAGGAGGAACCCCAGGGAGACUGAGACAGAGUCAGAUCUUGCUUGUGGGGGAAACAGUGAAGAUCCAGACACUCCAACUCACUUUGAUGGUGAGGACAGAGAUGAGGAGCCUGUGGCACCCCUGGCCAGCUCCAGUGAAGACCUGGGCAGCGAUUUAGAAGCCUCAACAGUACAAGAUUUGACUGAAGAUUCAAAGACAGUGGGAGAUCCCAGUCAGAGUGAAGAUGGAGGAGACGAAAGCGCCUCAAUAAGCGACCCCAGUGACGAGCAGUCGAUGGGGAAGUUGGAGGCUGUUGAAGCUAAACAGGAGCUGACAACAGCCCAGCCUCAGAGAGGAGCCAGCACCUCUCCUCUGCCCAACCUGCCAGUCAAACUGCUCACCAGACUGGGCAGUCUAGACAGUGGUCCUCCAGUGCCAGUUAAGAAAUCCCCAGCCACCUUACCUAGGAACUUCACACUUCCCAAAGACCCUCAUGGCUCCCUGUUAAGAGGCAGGAUCUCCACACCUACUGGGUCCCCACAUCUCGGGGCACUACAUUCACAGCUGCCCCCUAGCUGCAUCAUUGAGGAACUAAACAAUGCCUUGGCCACCAAACAUAGACAGGACAGUUUCCAUAUGAAGGAGGCACACUCAUCUCUGAAACGCCGGCUGGAUGGCCGUCUGUCUCACACAUCCAGCACAGAGAGGGAGCCUGCCAGGGAGUUGGAGAGCAAGAAAGAGUCUGAUGAGAACAAAGAGAACUGGCGUCUGGACGAAUACUUGAGUGACCAGGACAACUGGAAUGAGUCUCUGAUCUCUGGGACCCUCCCACGCAGGAUGAGGAAGGAGCUGCUGGCUGUGAAGCUUCGGAACCGGCCCAGCAAGCAGGAGCUGGAGGACCGCAACAUCUUCCCCGUCCGCAGCGACCAGGAGCGGCAGGAAAUCCGGCAGCAAAUAGAGAUGAAGCUGGCCAAGACUGAUGGAGUCCACCCCAACAUGCUGGGUAGCCGAAUGUUUGCAGCCAACUUGCUGCACGCCAUACAGUCAUCUCCACGUGACUGACUGUUUACUGUCCACGCACACACACCCCGAUACCCCGUUUCCUCUACAAUGCCACCUCAGAGUGCCGUUUCCCAUGAGAACUCCCCCUACUGGCUCUACCUUCUUCAGCUGUUAGUCUCCCCAUUCAGACUAUUGUGACAGACAGGUUAUCCCACCCAAAUGGCUGUUUCAAAGCUGCAAACAUAAACAAUCUCUCUCUUACAUAAAACAAUGUGUCCCUGUUUCCUCAUCACCUGCCACCAUGUGUAAUCUGGCUCUUCUAAAUGUCAAGUCUCUCUCAAAUAAGUCUUUCAUUUUGAAUGAUUUUGUCUCUUUUAAACUUCUAUUACCUGUUUCGUACUCCCAUACAAUAAACCCUUCCACAGCUAGCAAUUUCUCUGACGCUUAUAUAGCCCCUUCCCUAUCCUGCUACAUUGAGACCCGCUCCACCUGCCUGAGCACAGAGGAGUUCAUCACCUGGCUCAACUCAAUCUGUUUAGACAUCUUGGACUCUGUUGCCCCACUCGAAUUCAGAAAACCUAAAACUAAAACUCAAAUUAUCAGAUUAUUUCCAGAAAUUCCCACUCUCCCAAAGAACUAUUUGACACAAUCAACACAGUCCUUAACCCUGCUGCAACUGCCUGCUCUGUGCCAACCAGCCACGUGUAAACUUCUUCACGAGUAAAAUUGACAACAUCUGAUCUGCAAUUUCACCUCCUCCCUACAACCCCUCCGUCCUCCUUCCUUGCUCCACUGUCCUAAGUAAGUUUGAGCCUGUGUCUCUUGCUCAUAUUAACAGUAAUAUAAUAACAAUAAUUGACAGUCUCACACACGAAGCUGACUACUUUCCCCCUGGACAUUGUUCCUACGUGCCUUUUGAAGGAAGUGUUUUGACACUGUUUAGUCUAGCUAACGGUUCUGUUCCCUCUUGUUUUAAACAUGAGGUAGUACAUCCCAUCAUUAAAAAGCCUAACUUUGAUGCAACUGUUCUAAACAAUUUCUGGCCUAUUUCCAAGUUGCUAUUUUUUAUUUUUUUUUAUUUAUUUAUUUUUUUUAUUGAAGGAGUAAAACAACAUACAUUAAUACAAUCAAAGAUACAUUUGACUUCCUUCUAUUUCAAAUAUAACAACAACACCCCCUCCCCACCUACCCAAACCUAUCCCUUGCCUAGACAGCUUAGCUACAACAAAACAGCAUAAUGUCUGACAUCUUUUCAAGGCAUGGACCCAUGCAUACCACUACAUAGUGAUGAUAAUAUUAUUACAAUAAUAGUAUUGCAGUGUGAAUAGAUAAAAGAAAAAAUAAUGAUAAUAAUAUUAAUAAUUGUUUUAGCCAUUCUGUGAGACAAAUUACACUGAGGACAAAACAUCAAAUACAGCAUCACAAAAAAAAAAGGUAAAGAGAAAGAUACAUAUAUGGAGAGUAAAAAAUUAACAACUGGGUAAUUCUUUCAAAUUUUUAAAGUAUGACAAAAUGGGUUCCCAUUUUGAGUAAAACAUGUCCACCGAUCCCCUUAAUGUAAAUUUAAUCUUCUCUAAUUUUAAAAAGGACAUAACAUCUUCUAGCCAAUCUGUCACAGAAGGAGAGGUAGGGGAUUUCGAACAUAACAAAAUUCUUAUAAAUAAAGCCAAUAAAGAGGUGUAGGCAAUAAUGUCCCUCUGGGAUGCAGUUAAAGAAAUUAUCAUAGUGUCACUGGGGGUUCCAAAAAUACCUAUUGAAGGACAAGGCUGCAAUAUCACCCCAAGGGCAUCACUAAUAGUUUUAAACACCAAUGCCCAGUAAUUAUUUAGAGAGGAGCAAGACCAAAACGAAUGCGUCAGACUGGCUGGGGAAAAAGAGCACUUAUCACAGGCUGCAUCUACUCCAGGAUAUAUUCCAGCUAACCAUGCCUCGCUCAGGUGAACCCUGUGCAGCACUUUGAAUUGUAUGAGCCCUAACCUAACUUAAGAUGAUGAUGAGUGGACCUUUUUAAGCGCCUCCCUCCAGAAAGUUUCAGAUAGCUCAAUGCCCAGUUCAUCUUCCCAUCUGGAUUUAAUUUUAUCCAGAUUGUACUCUUUCAAAGACAUGAGCUGGGAGUAUAAAAGUGAAAUCAAUCCUUUAUUAUAAAAAUUGAGAGUAAGAUUAUCUAAAGGUGAGGUAGGAGGAAGGUCAGGGAAGGAUGGGAAUUUAUUUUUAACAAAAUUGCGAAUCUGAAUAUAUCUAAAAAAGUGGUUUUGUGGGAGAUCAUACAAUCUGCAGAGGUUCUCAAAACUGUUGAAUAAACCUUCAGUAUAUAGAUCUUUGAUGCAUUUCAACCCGGAAACUACCCAUUGUCUAAAUGAUGAGUCCAGUGUGGAGGGAGGGAAUAAAUGAUUUUUGUAAAUAGGACCCAAAACCGAUGCAGAUGUAAAUUUAUAGUGACAACGAAAAUGAUUAAAGAUCUUCAGAGUAGAAAGUACAACAGGAUUGGAUGUGAAUCGAGAAGCUUUCAAAGGCAAGGAAGAAUACACUAAAGCUGGAAGAGAAGAAGAGUGACAUGUAUGUGCAUCAAUUAAACACCAAUUUGUUUCUGAGCAUUGAAGCCAAAAUAAUAUCUUCUGAAUAUUUGAUGCCCAGUAAUAAUUAGUAAAACUUGGGAGACCUAAACCACCAACAUCACGGGUCCUUUGAAGAACGUGUUUGUUAACCCUGGGGAUCUUAUUUUCCCAAAUGAAAGAGGAUAUGGAUUGGUUGAUUAAAUGGAAAAAAGAUUUUGGCAAAAAAACUGGUAGGGACUGAAACAAAUAAAGGAACUUGUCAUUUUCACUGAAUGUAUUCUUCCAGCUAAAGUAAGGGGAAGACUAUGCCAUCUUUCCAACUCUGCCUUUACUUCUUUUAACUGAGCUUUAUAAUUGGCUUCAAACAAAGAAGAAAAGGAGCGUGUCAUAUGAAUUCCAAGGUAUUUAAACCCAUCAAGAGAAAAACGGAAGGGUAAUGAUUCUUGUUGAAUUUGUAAGGCAAAAUUAUUAAUGGGGAAACAUUCACUUUUUUGGAAAUUUUAUUUGUAUCCAGAAAAGUUACCAAACCGACUUAAUAAUGAUAUAAUUAGAGGACAACUAGAUAUGGGGUCACUGAUGUAAAGCAAAAGAUCAUCGGUGUAUAAAGACACACGAUGUUCAAUACCCCCUCGCUUAAUUCCCCUGAACGCUGUUGAUGUUUUCAGAGCUAUUGAAAGAGGCUCAAUCACAAUGGCAAAAAGGAGUGGGGACAGUGG